AUGCAUCAAUUAUACGUUCUAUUGAAGAAUUUCUGCAAAGAAACUUCUCAAAGGCUCACUAUAAUCGAUCAGAGACAGUACGAGUAUAAAAGCAACAAUCACGUAUCCAUUAUGCAAUCUAUUGAAGGUAUACUUGUGCUGCCUCUGAUCGAUUAUGUUGAGAUUAUGCUGCCUCUUAUCAUAAUCAGUCUUAAAGCCGUGUAUGAAUUGAUGAAACCCGUGAAUAGUGAUUCCUUAGAACUAGUUGCAUUGAAGUUCUUUAAUUGGGUACUGCCAAGGAGGGAUGAAGAAAUCCUCAUUCAUUUUUCACUAAGUGCACUAGAACCCAAACAUCUUCUCGAUUUGGUUUACACUAGCUAUCUGCCAUCUAGUGUAAACCAACUGUCAGUGACAAACCUACUACCAUAUUCGGAUAAUGCAAUUCAAUGCGUAAAGCUACUACGAAAAUCUGGAAUCAAGAUCAAGCCGGUGAAUGCAAAGAGCCUUUCGAAAAUAAACUUCAAGAAAACCACACUUCAUAUCCCACCCAUUACCAUUAAUGAUUACACCACCACAUUCUUCAUCAAUUGCAUUGCACUGGAACAGUGCACCCAACACACUCGGACAUACUUCACAGCUUAUAUUGCAUUCCUGAGUUGCCUGAUUACUUCCCCCAAAGAUGUCACUUUUCUUAGUCGAGAUGAAAUUAUCACUAGGUUUUCCAACAAUGAUCGACACAUAGCUGCCUUGUUUAACAUAUUGGGAGAGAACACAACAAUCAACAUCAAAAAUUGCUAUUUGUCAAGACAAGUUACAGAGAUAGAUUCCUACUACAGCACCCACUGGGCCAUCCUCAUGCGCACUUGUUUUAGUACGCCUUGGUCGUUCAUCUCAGCUUUUCCAGUUUUCCUUGUAUUAGUUUUUGCGUUUAUACAAACUGUAAUGGCCAUUUUGAGCUACACGGCAUCACUUUGA
This is a messenger RNA of Ipomoea nil (Japanese morning glory), 954 nucleotides long. Its product is annotated as UPF0481 protein At3g47200-like. Lineage: Eukaryota; Viridiplantae; Streptophyta; Magnoliopsida; Solanales; Convolvulaceae. The coding region runs from base 1 to 954 and encodes 317 amino acids. The transcript is spliced from 4 exons. The record is from RefSeq and is a predicted model, not a curated record.